GUCAUUUAUUUAAGAACAUGCCACAUUUUCUCCGAUAUACCUAAUGGACAAAAAUGAUUAGAAUGUUAGAAAUCUCGGUGAUUGGAAUUCUUCAGCAUAUUCUGAUUUGUAUAACUCGAGACCGUUCGACUACCUGUAGGAUUGCAUCAAGCGCGUGAGGGAGGCGGUGAUGCCCAGGAGGUAAUGCGCAUUAGUAUAAUGUGACACAAUUCGGGGUUUUUUUGCACUCGAACGGAGGUUCCUGUGUACAUCGUGUAGAUUUAUACCCGGUAAAUAUAAGCUAAUGGAGCCACCGUAAUCUCAAGGAGAAACGACAGCACGUUGUGUUUGAACAGGCGUUGGGAAUCUCUACGUUUAUCCUUCAAACCCAGUUGAAGAUGUACAGAACAAGGGGGACAUUUCCCGCAAUAUACGCGUACCUGUACCAUACAAGCUCCGUCUGAAUGGCAAUACUUGAAUGUUUCGUGAAAUCAUAUGGCAAUAGUUUUUGCACCUGAUGCAAUGCAAUCCGCAAUCGAUCGAAUGAAUGAUAAUUUCUGCAUGAGUGUGCAGUGACUAAUCGCACCUGGGCCACAAUAAGACAGGAUGAAGAUGAAUCAGACAAGCGUUGUGAUUGUUGGCUUUGAGCUUCCAAAAAGCGCUCUGUGGUAAAGUUGCAGUGGCCGAACUACAGGUGCUAUAUGAAGAUCAGGAUACAAGCGUUGGUUUGUCCUCGCAGAAAUGCCCGUGCGUGCUGUGACUUCCAGGUUCAUGUACAGGGGACUUUGCUCUAUUCCAGAUAUCCUCUCCUACAGGGCUCCUGUCAGCCUCCCCGAGGAUGAAGUGGAGGAGAUCCGUGAAGCCUUUAAGGUGUUUGACCGUGAUGGGAAUGGAUUCAUCUCCAAACAGGAGCUGGGAGUGGCCAUGCGGUCUCUUGGUUACAUGCCAAACGAAGUGGAGCUGGAGGUGAUCAUUCAGAGACUGGACAUGGAUGGUGAUGGUCAGGUUGACUUUGAAGAGUUCGUAGCACUUCUCGGACCAAAACUGUCUUCAGCUGGUAUGCCUGACAGGUUCCACGGAGCCGAGUUUGACUCCAUAUUCUGGAAGUGUGACAUGCAAAAGCUGACUGUGGAUGAGCUGAAGAGACUCCUGUAUGACACCUUCUGUGACCAUUUGACUAUGAAAGACAUUGAGAACAUUAUAAUGACAGAGGAGAGUCACUUAAACAGCCCCGAGUGCCAAGUAGAUAUUGACACAAGUCCCAUGCAACAAGUCAAGCACACCUGUGUGCGCAAGAGCUUGAUUUGUGCCUUCGCCAUUGCAUUUAUCAUCAGCGUCAUGCUCAUCGCAGCCAAUCAGAUGCUUCGAAGAGGAAUGAAAUGAACAGUUCUGUUUCUAAGACAACAAAUGACUGAUGAAAGGAAACAAGGUAGAAAUGCAAAAAAGUCCAAAUGUAACUAGUUUCUAAUGAUCAUAGUUUUACAGAAACACCAAAGGCUGCACUUUCAUUCUACUAUAAACUCAAGGUAAAGACAGACUGUUGUUGGACAGGCAAAAAAAAAAAAGAAAUUGCCCAAAACAAUAUAGUUUAAAAGUGUCAUGGUCAUUAUUGUGUAGAAACAAAACAGGAGCAAUUAGUAAUGAUCAUUGUCCUAUAAAAUAUUACAUGUUUCCUUGGCUUAUGUUACAAAGUAGACAUCUAUUAUAAUGUAGCACAUCAUACUUCAAAUAUUAUAUUAUAUUGUAUAGUUGUAAUCCACUUUAUAUUAACACUGUGUCAGAGUCAUUAUAUGACAUGACAUUAUGACAUUGACAAAAAUAUUUCCACAAUUUGUAACAACGUUGUGUCAGCGGAUCAUGUAUGGUAGUUUUAGAUACGGUAGAUUUAUUUUACAAACGUGGUCCCAAACACCACCGGUUUCACCUUUUGCGAUAUUUGUUUAUACAGAAAGAAAUGACAGAUGAAAUAAUAUUUGUCUAUGUCACCAAGAGUAGUUAGGCUCAGAGCAAUUAAAAAAAGAAAAUGAAUGUACUAGAAAUUUACCAGUAAUAAACUGUGAUGGAAAAUAGUGUAAAUUUGGUGAAAACCCAAAGUGUUACUGAUUCUAACCUGUGCAAUU
Messenger RNA from Rhinichthys klamathensis goyatoka, 2099 nucleotides. It is a transcript of the gene cabp7b, whose product is annotated as calcium binding protein 7b. Gene Ontology annotation, molecular function: calcium ion binding. The transcript has 5 exons. Bases 721 to 1362 code for a protein of 213 amino acids. The record is from RefSeq and is a predicted model, not a curated record. NCBI's taxonomy places the organism in Eukaryota, Metazoa, Chordata, Actinopteri, Cypriniformes, Leuciscidae.